Acanthamoeba castellanii str. Neff is the source of this 1005-nucleotide messenger RNA. RefSeq lists its product as uncharacterized. The record is from RefSeq and is a predicted model, not a curated record. Lineage: Eukaryota; Discosea; Longamoebia; Acanthamoebidae. The coding region runs from base 1 to 1005 and encodes 334 amino acids. The transcript has 3 exons.
AUGGCCAUGGCCCUGACCCAGCGUCGCUUUUCCUCGCCACGGCCGCUCUUGUACAUGCCACCGCACAUCGUCGCGAGACAGGAGGCGCCACCACCGUCCUCGUCGCCGUUGCCGCCCUCCGCGUCUUCGCUUCUCGCCGCCGCCAUGCCGCGACCACCGCCUUCGCCGUUCUCUCCGGCCACGCACAAGCGCAAGCGAAGCCAGGCGGUCAUGGACGAUGCCGGGGGGAAAGGCGGCGGGGUGAGUGGUGCUCGAGCGACGUCGGACGCCGCGCCAUCGAUCAAGAAGAGGCUCUCCUUGCCCACCGCGACGCGUAACAGCAGCGGAGCGAGCACCAGUGUCGCAGCCACGACACCGUUCCCCGCGGCGGUGCGAGCAUCGGGCUUGCGCCGACGACCUUCGCGACAGAGCUUUCCUCCCGCGCAAGCCAAGACUGUGGCGACUGAUGCUGCGCCAACGGCGGCCGGCCCACCACCAUCGUCGACUCCACGGCAUGUGGCGCCUGCGAAGCCGAUGGCGGCGACAGUGGAAGAGGAAGCGGAGAAAACGGAGGAAGAAGAUCGCGAUGAAGACGAUGAAGAAGAGGGGGUGGGAGAAGGAGAGAAGCGUGCCGUUGCGGGAAGUCCGGCCAAGCAGCGCAAGAGAGCCCUGAAGCAGCAAAGCGAGCGGCCAGAGAGCGGCAACAAGCACGAUGCGGAAGAGGCCAAACGAGUUUACUCGUCGUCGCUCUUUGCCAAGCUCCUCAACAAGCAGCUGUUUGGCGAGUUCGUCAGGCAGAUGGAUCCGGGCAUCAAAGUCGCUCCUGACGCCUACGAGCAGUUGAACGAAGGGCACAAGGUGGUGGAUGGGACCAACCGCACUGUGUCCGACAUAGCACACGAGCACCUGCCGAUGGAGCUGGUUGCGGAGGUGAUCCCCGUGGCCAAGGCCAACAAUGUCAUCACUCGCACCAGGCCCUCGGUCCGCCAGCGAUCCAGCAGAAGCGGCUUACACGAGGUGUUGUAG